UCUAAUAUUUAAGAAAUCAUAAAUGAGACAAACUUUGAAAAAAAGAAAAAAUAAUAACUUUUUCCCAAAUCAACUUUAAAUAUGAACAACUUUUGAAAAAGAAGUAAAAAAAAAUAACUGUAAGCAGUGCAAUCGCUGAAAUGUGUUAAGUUUUGCCACGCCCCCCCAAACAAUUUGUGCAAUAACAGUUUAACUAAAUCUUAGCCCCCUUCAACUCGCGAGCCAAAGGCAGUCAGUAUAAACAGCAAACAUUUUGCCCUCAUUUGCACAACUAAAAAUGCUCAAUAUGGAGUCACCACAGAUGUACGACACCGUGCAGACGCUCUCCCAGCUGGACCUCAAAAAGCAGCCACCGCCCCAACAGGCCAUCAUCGGCCAGAUCACGCUGACGGCCAUGUCCAGCGGCCAGCAGCAGCAGCACCAACAACGUUGCAAACAAUAUUAACAACAACAACAAUCCAAACAACAACAACGCACCGAUGCCAACAACAACAACAGCAAUAAUGUUGGUAAUUUGGCUGCUGCCGCAGCUGUUGCUGCACAACAACAACAAAACGCUGGACUGGUGGUCAAACAACAUGCGGUGCAUCAAAUGCAGCAUGCCGCCGCCGCGCUCAACAACAACAAUAAUGCCUCCGCCAUUAAUGCGAAUGUGAAUAAUGUGAAUAAUUUGCUGCAAAAACAAAUGCUACAACAAUACACACAAUCCGAUCUGGAUGAGUUGACCGCGCAGGAGAUCACUUUGGAUCUGCAACACCUGAUCGACGAUCAGUUUCGCGAGCAGGAGGGUUUGGGCAUCUUCAGCGAUAUGGUCACCAGUCCGGGCGGUUUGUCGGCCACGCUGCCGCCCAACGGCAUGGUUAGUGCCGCGGCAAAGGUGCUGCAACAACAUCAGCUACAACAACAAACGUUACGCACACAACAACACAACUAUGGACGCAGCGCCUUGGCGUACAUGCCGCAAGCGGUGCACUCGGGCGCAGCCUACAGCAACAAUUCCAGUGAUGAGAACUCGUCGGUGGGUUCGGACUCGUCCACCAUCAAAGAGGAACCCAUCGAUCCGGAAUAUCGCCGUCAUCUGCAAGAAACCAAUGCCAAUAAUGCAGCAGCCGCCGCUUUCAUAACAAAUAGUGGCGCCAACGGGCUCUACAAUCCGUAUCAGACGGCGGCAAACAAUGGGCCGGUGGGCAAUAACGGCGGCAUGAGCAAUGGCGUCGGCGGCGGUGCGCCCAACUUCACCAAUCUGACCUCAGCCAAUGUGUUGGCACAUCACUCCGUGAAUUUACCGCAUUUGGCGGCCGGCGCACACCUACUCAAACACCACAACAAACAGCUGCACCAUCAACGCAAAUCUUCGCUGAAACAUGUCGAUAAGGGCAGCGAAGAGUAUCGUCGGCGACGCGAACGCAACAAUAUAGCGGUGCGAAAGUCGCGCGAGAAGGCCAAGGUGCGCUCACGCGAAGUGGAGGAGCGCGUCAAGACGUUGCUCAAGGAGAAGGAGGCGCUGCUGCGUCAACUGCAGGAGAUGACCAACGAAAUCCAGUUACACAAGCAGAUCUACAUGCAGCUGAUGAAUCAUGCGAAUCCGGAAGUGAGUCGCGUGUGCCGCAGUUUCCUCAACACCAACGAUCAUGGGCUUUAGAAGCGCCCACAGGACGA
This is a messenger RNA of Bactrocera neohumeralis, 1659 nucleotides long. RefSeq names its product CCAAT/enhancer-binding protein (gene slbo). The record is from RefSeq and is a predicted model, not a curated record. NCBI's taxonomy places the organism in Eukaryota, Metazoa, Arthropoda, Insecta, Diptera, Tephritidae. Gene Ontology annotation, biological process: DNA-templated transcription; regulation of transcription by RNA polymerase II. Gene Ontology annotation, molecular function: RNA polymerase II cis-regulatory region sequence-specific DNA binding; DNA-binding transcription factor activity, RNA polymerase II-specific.